Messenger RNA from Pestalotiopsis fici W106-1, 2106 nucleotides. RefSeq lists its product as uncharacterized. Lineage: Eukaryota; Fungi; Ascomycota; Sordariomycetes; Amphisphaeriales; Sporocadaceae. Gene Ontology annotation, molecular function: transcription cis-regulatory region binding; DNA-binding transcription factor activity. Bases 1 to 2106 code for a protein of 701 amino acids. Gene Ontology annotation, cellular component: nucleus. The transcript is spliced from 3 exons. Gene Ontology annotation, biological process: positive regulation of transcription by RNA polymerase II. The record is from RefSeq and is a predicted model, not a curated record.
AUGUGCUGCCAAAAGGCGGGGGAGACUUGCGAUUAUAGCAUCCGCCUGAACUGGGAUGGCCGCCGGGGAAAGAGACAGGAGCCAGGCACUAUCGACUUCAGUCAGGAUGUGCUAUCACCGACGGUUCCGGCUCCGGCCAAGGGCUUCAAAUUGGUUCAUCAGUUCCCGGCUCCGAAUAACACAUCCACGCGCAAGCUGGAGCCGCUGGUAUCCCCGGGCAGCUCGGUGAAGCCGGAAUCCAACUUCACCACGCCCAGUGCUGACGCGUCGAGUGUCACUUAUGGAAGUCCGUCGGACCAAUUUCAAGUGCCUAACAAGCGCAUCAAGCUCGAUCCCGGCUCAGUCCCCUCGGACACUUCAGAGAAGAAACCUUACUCUUCUCCUUCAUCCACCGUAGACGUCGGAACUCCCGUAUUCAGAGUUCCCGCCUCAACCACAUCUUCUACCGGAUCACCAUUGACGCCCGCCGCAUCCAUAUAUAGCGAUGAGGGUCCUUCGCGCCAUGUUCCACGGUCCGAGCCUUCACCUGAUCUGAGGAGAAUGUCCGUACAUUCCCUUUUGUCGGGGCCUGGGGGCCGGUUGCAAGAUGAUGCCAGCAGUUACCAGCAUUCUUCCCCAGGUGACUUGUUACCAUCACAUCAGAAUGGACCAAAAUUCUACGGCAUUGAUCGCGGCUUGCCAGACCUAGACCUUGGCAAGAACGACGACGAUAAUGCCAUUGGCACAGGCUAUACACCUCUGAGCCAACGUGAUCGUAUUGAAACGCCAGAGGGGGAAUUCGAGACGGACUUAUUCUCCACGGAGUUCUCAUUUGGUUUUGAGGCUACAGAUAUCAAGGGUGAAGCCAAGGCCUACUAUGACAAGCCCGUGGAGAUAUACAUUCCUCAGUACCUGGAGCCGCUGCCAUCCAGCCUGACGAAGAAUCCCAUGAACCUGCUCUACUUUCACCACUUUAUCCACCACACAGCCAAAGUGUUAGUUCCAUACGACGACCCCCAGGCAAAUCCCUUCCGAACGACUCUACCCCUCAUGGCUGUGAGGAACCAAAACCUUCUGGCUCUUAUUCUUGCAUACUCUGCAUCCCAUCGAGCGCGUCUGUUGAGACACCCCGAGCCGAGCUUGCGUAUAGCCAUGUGGGUGGACGACAUCUUCCCUGCUUUGCGAGAGGCUUUGUCAGAUCCGAACCAGAACUUCUCGGAUGCAAAUGUAGCCACAGCCAUCAUGCUCGCAUCGUUGGAGAUUGUCUCGCCCAAGGUGUUUGGGUACUCUAUACCGUGGCAGAAGCACCUCGGUCUUGCUCGAGAAUUGAUCGUGGCUCGGCCGGGCGGGCUCCACUACGAGACAAACUUUCGAAAAGAUCACGUCUGUUCGUUUCUUUGGAGUUGGGCUGCUUACCUUGACGUCAUGGGAAGCUUGACCGGCGGACCGAAGGAUUCAUCAACCGCCUGGAUGUUUGACUACGAACUCGAGGACAAACACGACGGAUAUGAUGAGAUUGAGUGUAUAAUGGGUUUCACGACGAGAUGCGUAUACCUAUUGGCAAAGAUUGCAGACCUCGCUCGCAACUGCGACAACGAGCGCAUUGGUCCGGAUAAUACUAUUCGCGAUGAUUGGGAGCCAAGCAAGGAUGUUUUGGAAACGGCGCUCAAGAUCGAAAGCGACAUCAAGAGCAGCAUGAACCAACCAAUUACACCCUGUAAACAUAUCCUAGCAGGCGGGAACCUUGAUAAAUGGGAUCGAGCGGAACUCGCUGCCACGAACGAAGCUUUCCAUUGGGCCGGAUUAAUCCAUCUUUACCGGCGAAUCCUGGGGAGGCCUUCUGAUGACGACAAGGUUCAAGAAGCCGUCAGCAAGAUCAUAUCUUGCUUUUCUAGGAUUCGGAGAGGAGGGAGCGCUGAGGCUUGCUCCCUGUUCCCCAUCUUCACGGCUGGGUGCGAUGCAAGAGAUGAGGCACAGAGGGCUUUUGUCAUUGAGCGGCUUGGCACCGGCGAGAACCAAGUGAACUCGGCUGUUUUAAAGGUUCACAAAGCUCGGCGGAUUAUGGAAAAAGUAUGGGAAACCGGACAACCUUGGGAAACCAUGCUCAGCACGGAGUUUAUCGGAUAG